ACCAUUUCCUUCUUAGUUUUCAUAUCAGCUUUUUACCUUCUAGCUAAAUAUCAUUCUCUUCGUCCAACUGUUGCAUUUGAUAGAAGGGAUUAAUAUGGGAUCCAAUUUUGCACAAGCACUUUCUGCAAUGUUGCUAAUUGCUUCCAUGGUGGCAGCUGUUAGCACAGCCAACAAGGAUUGGCAGCAGCGGAACUAUACUGCUGGCUGGGGUUUUAACCAUGGUCCAUAUCACCUCAACAAGACAAACGAACCCAGCAAGAUUGUUGUGGGUGGCUCUGAAAACUGGCAUUAUGGUUUUAACUAUGCAGACUGGUCUCUGAAAAAUGGCCCCUUUUACGUCCAGGACACUCUAGUUUUCAAGUACGAUCCUCCAAACAACACCACACCUCCUCACAGCGUGUACAUGCUACCAAACCUUUGGAGCUUCAUACAUUGUGACUUAAGCCAGGCCAGGAUGGUGGGUAGUCCAACUCAAGGCGGCGGAGACGGCGUUGAGUUUGUGCUCAAGAGCUGGCAGCCGUACUACUUUGCUUGUGGCGAGCACAAUGGCACUCACUGUAAAGACGGAAUGAUGAGGUUCUUCGUCUUCCCAAAGCUUCGCGGCUACUGAGAGUCUGAGACGUACGCACUCAUGCAGGAAUAGAAAAUAACUAGCUGGAUAGUCAUGCAGAUUGGUCUGGGUGGCGAUGGAGCUUAAAUAUUACAAACUUGGCAUCAAGUUUUUGACAUAUUGUAUUUCAAAUAAUUUGUUUUCCCAUUUGAUUAAUUAGUUAAUUUUGAGCAAAUAACAAGACUUGGCAUAAAGUUUUGACAUAUUGUAUGCGACCUUUGGUAUACCCAUUUCUUGUAAUACAGUACGUAGUUCAUUCUUUAUACUCACCGUACUUUAUAAAAGAAAGGUGAUUCAGUGAUUGCAUUCACAAUGUAUUGAAAUACGUACGUCAAUGGCUAGCUAGAAAAAUAUUUGAU
Molecule: messenger RNA, 969 nt
Organism: Fragaria vesca subsp. vesca
Lineage: Eukaryota; Viridiplantae; Streptophyta; Magnoliopsida; Rosales; Rosaceae
Exons: 2
Coding region: 95-610 (171 amino acids)
Molecular function (GO): electron transfer activity
Source: RefSeq, a predicted model, not a curated record